Messenger RNA from Candidula unifasciata, 167 nucleotides. The record is from the annotation of a GenBank genome assembly. Lineage: Eukaryota; Metazoa; Mollusca; Gastropoda; Stylommatophora; Geomitridae.
AUCGAACGGAUUAAAGAAGGACAACCUGGCACAUAUAAAGUGACAUCCAAAACUACAGAAGGAACUAACAUUGUGGAAGAGUUUAACACUAUUCUUGUUGCCAUUGGUAGAGAUCCGUGUACCAAAGGCAUCGGACUGGAGAAUGUUGGAGUCUCUCUCAACGAGAG